Molecule: messenger RNA, 1104 nt
Organism: Sphaerulina musiva SO2202
Lineage: Eukaryota; Fungi; Ascomycota; Dothideomycetes; Mycosphaerellales; Mycosphaerellaceae
Exons: 4
Coding region: 1-1104 (367 amino acids)
Source: RefSeq, a predicted model, not a curated record
AUGGUCGGAGACGACAAUAGUAGGCCCAAUCCGAACUUGAACACCUUUACCGCGGCGUUAUCGUGCUAUCCUAUUGCCUCGUCUCUGGCAAGCUACAUCGAUCUCACCACUCUGAGUGACCUGGCGCAAACAUGUCGUCAAGUGCGGGCCAACCUGCUCCAGUAUCGUGCGAUGCUUGUGAAGAAGACUCUGCGUUGCCAUAAUGAAGACUCCAGUCCGGGGGAACGACUGGGGGCUGCACUUCUGGCCAGCCGUGAUGCCUGGACUACCUACGGCCGCCAUGGUAUCAAGGUGGAACGAAUCACAUCGGGCAGAGUGGGAGCUUGUGCGAGAGAUAUGGUCAGUGACUGCCGCAGCUGCGGUAGAACUUUAUGCAGAAAUUGUGUCAUCAAAGCCCCGCCGUCCUCUGCAGUGAAGCUUCGACAUCGAAGGCUAUGUCGGACCUGCAUGAAAGCGCCCCUGAGCGAAUUGACCAGCACAAUCUGUGCGUUCGAUGAGGCUGGCGUGCACGUGAGCAUAUCAGCUCGCGAGUAUCGUAAGUACGCCAGAGAUCCUUGCACCUGCUCCGACGUGGUCUGGAUCUGUUCUCCGUGUGGCCAUGCAAUGCGGACAGCCGAUACGACAUAUGAACGCGGAUGGAAGUGGCGAGGACGCUAUAGUCACUGCGGAGGCAUUGGCGCCGGUCUCGGAGAAGGCAACGAAGGGGUCGAGUGUGGGCGAACUUCUGACUGCCUCGGCGCACGCAUGGUCCAGAAAGACGUCGAAUGUGACGCUGAAGAGCUGGCGGCUCUCGAGCUCGAAACGGCCAAGGCCGAAUCCGAAGGCCGGUGUUGGAACGGUAGUAGCUACAGCACCCAGGAAAUGGUCGGCAUUGGUGGGCGAGUGAAGACCAAAGUGCGAAAGAUGGUGCCUGUGGGCGCCAUUGUGAAGGAGUACGAAGACGAACGAAUUAGUGAAAAGUUCCUCGAACGAGAGCAGACAGGCGUGAACAGGAGCUGGUGCUCAUGGUGCUCCCGCGUGAUUAUUGGAAAUAAGGAUUUGGAUGGUGCCGCGCGCUCUCAGGAGAGCAUCGCAUCUGCUGGUAACUCAGCUGGUCCAGCAUGA